Aspergillus calidoustus is the source of this 2138-nucleotide messenger RNA. Lineage: Eukaryota; Fungi; Ascomycota; Eurotiomycetes; Eurotiales; Aspergillaceae. The record is from the annotation of a GenBank genome assembly.
GGGAGAGCCAGCAAAUAAACAGAGUGCGCUCACAGUCGUGUAGGUAGUAGUAGUCCGCAUAGUCAGUGCUCCAGCUGCCCGCACCUCGGGCCCUUCGUAUGAAUUUCUAAAACAAGUAAGGGCGCUGGACCCUUCACUGUGUUGGAUUUGAGAAGCGCCAAGAACGAGCCAGCUGUCAAAGAGAGCUUACCCAAAACAUGACGCUUCUUUGUCUCAAAUAUAGGUUUCUCACGAAAGAAUAUUGUCUUUCUUGAAUACAUCUUUGAACUUCAGCCCCGCUGCGUUGCUCAAUAAUCUUCCUCGCUAAGUUUCUGAUUGUUAUAUGCAGGGUUCCGCGCAGAGCCCACUCUCCUGAAACGUCAUUCUCGACAUGCAGCAUCUGGGAUGAAGGGCGUUUUUCAGCCCAAGAACUCGAAGAAUCGUUAGCCACCGUCGCAAAACUUGAACAAAGGGUUGAGCCCUCUGGCCAGACUUGCUAGGACAUGAUGGAGUCUAUCCAAACCUAUGACCAUGCGACUUUCGCAGAUACCCCGUCUCCACGGUCUCAAGCCGUACCAGAUAUUGAGGCGCAUCCCCGUUCACCCCACCGGGCGGUCUCUCCGAACGCCUGGGAAUCCACCUGCCCAGACACAGUGACUGUCCCAGGGCGAGCAAACUCACAAGAGACGGUCAGGCACCGUGCGCGUCGCGCAAAUACUGCGCGGUCAUACCGUCCGGAUACCGUCACCCAUGAUCCGAACUGGCAACCUGGAACAGAACCUGGUAUUGACCCUACCAGACCUCUUCCAGCAUACAAUGCAGAAUGGUUGGCCUCAAUCUCAACGAACCUGCAUCGACGAUGUGAAAUCACAGUAAUAGACUUUUCUCAGAAUGAGAUGCGACAGUACGCCCUCGACAAUGACACUAUCGAGCAGUUCUUGGCGAGGGAGCGGGAGCCGUGGGUUCAAUGCAGGUGGAUCAAUGUCAAUGGCCUUAGCUGGGAUGUCAUUCGAGUCUUGGGUAAUCAGAAGGGUCUGCACAGACUUGCGAUUGAGGAUUUGAUUAACGCAACCAACCGUACGAAGGUGGAUUGGUACUCUGAUCAUGCAUAUAUCGUUCUCACGCUGCAAAAACUGAUCAACCUGAGAGAAGACGAUAGCGACUCAGACGAAGAGGAUGAGGACGACGCUGCCUCGUGGAGGCCGGAGAGAACAGAUUCGACCGCGAGUUCGAAAUCUAUGUCUGUAAGGAGGCAGACCAAGCGAAGAGUCAUUUUAGCCGCUUUGAAGGACCUCUUCCGGCGAAGAACACAAAAAGAUGAAAGCAAAAAUAUGAAUACUGACGGAGCUGGGCCCGGGCCUGGUAUGCACGGAUCUCACUCGAAAACACCGAAAUUCGAUAGGAUUGCCGAUGUUGUUAGUACGGCGCGCAGCAUUCAGCGUUACCGGGGCGGACCGAACGAAGAUCGGAUUACUUUCUUAGAGCAGCAUGCUGUCCUAGCGGCCAAGGGACUGGCUGUCACUCUCGAACAAGUUUCGAUCUUUCUUCACGCUGACAACACCGUGACAUCCUUCUUCGAAGCAAGUGCAGAGGACAUUGAGGCUCCAAUAGCAAGGCGUCUUAGCCAGCCAGAGACAAUGCUGCGCCAGUCAUGCGAUGCCAGCAUGCUCGUCCAGGCUAUUCUGGACGCCAUCAUUGACCUGGCGAUACCGGUGACUACGGCUUAUCAAGACGCAAUUGGCGAUCUAGAGCUCGAUGUCUUGACAAGCCCGGAAAUCGAUCAGUCCAAGAGCUUAUAUAUCUUGACCUCUGAGAUCGCCAUACUUCGCGGCGUCAUGCAACCUAUCGCGACAAUCAUCAAUGCUCUCCGUGACCAUCGUUCUGAGCCAAUGAGCACACCUGGCCUAGGAGCUCUGAAAGCGCCGGGGUUUACAACACCGUCCUCCGGCGCACAACCACAGAUCGAAGUUUCUACACCGAAUCUCAUGAGCAUUGGCGGCACAAGUGUAUCGAUAAGCACCAUGUGCCAUACGUACUUGGGCGACGCCCUGGAUCACUGUUUGACCAUCAUCGAAGGCUACGAUCAGAUGCGACGGGCAGCAGACAAUAUGAUUGACCUGAUCUUCAAUACCAUUGGUGAGUAUCUUGCGAUUUGUUGA